This is a messenger RNA of Dromiciops gliroides (monito del monte), 222 nucleotides long. RefSeq names its product NADH dehydrogenase [ubiquinone] 1 alpha subcomplex subunit 1-like. NCBI's taxonomy places the organism in Eukaryota, Metazoa, Chordata, Mammalia, Microbiotheria, Microbiotheriidae. The transcript has a single exon. The record is from RefSeq and is a predicted model, not a curated record. The coding region runs from base 1 to 222 and encodes 73 amino acids.
AUGUGGUUCGAAAUUCUGCCGGGACUGACCGUUAUGGGCAUGUGUCUGACGAUCCCGGGCGUGUCCACUGCCCUCAUCCAGAAAUACACCAAUGGAGGAAAGGAAAAGAGAAUUGCUCGUAAUCGAUACCAGUGGAAUCUACUGGAAAGGGACAGGCGGCUCUCUGGAUUUGAUUGUUAUUAUGGGGCUAUGGGCCUGGAGAACAUAACCGAGGACGAAUAA